Molecule: messenger RNA, 723 nt
Organism: Arabis nemorensis
Lineage: Eukaryota; Viridiplantae; Streptophyta; Magnoliopsida; Brassicales; Brassicaceae
Source: the annotation of a GenBank genome assembly
AUGUGGAGCAAUCAGAUGCGGUUGGGGUUACGGGUAACAGCUGCAACCACCGUCGUCGUUCUUCGCCGCCGGCAAUUCUCUGCCGCGAGCUCGAUGCUGUCUUUAAAUUCCGGUCCUAACGCCGCCGCCGCUUUCACCACCAUCAAAGAAAUCGUAUCGGUGGAGAAAGAGAUUAAGAAGAGCAAGUUCAUCGCAAUCGCCGGACCAAUCUCGAGCGAACAAUCGGCUCAAUCGUUCCUCUCACAGGUCCGAGAUCCUCGCGCUACGCACAAUUGCUGGGCUUAUAAGGUCGGUGAUGAACAUCGAUCGAGUGAUGAUGGUGAGCCAUCAGGCACAGCAGGAAAGCCUAUGCAGUCUGCGAUUUCGUCGUCUGGAUUAGACAGAGUCAUGGUUGUUGUCAUAAGGUAUUUUGGAGGGAUCAAACUUGGAACUGGAGGUCUUGUUAGAGCAUAUGGUGGUGUUACAUCUGAUUGUCUGAAAACUGCUGAUACGAUUCUUGUCAAGUCUAAAGUUGUAAUGGGAGUUGAGGUUACGUUUGAUCUUUUAGGUGUUGUUUACAAUCAGUUACAGUCGUGUCAAGCUCAAGAGAUCAAGGAAGAUUAUGAUACUGGUAAAGAUGGUACUAUCAUGGUUUCUUUCAAGGUUGAUUUUGAUCAGGUUGAUCAAUUAGAAGAUGCGAUCAAAGCAAACUCUAGACGAGACCUUGUCUUUUACAAAUAUUGA